CGCCUAGCGACCGCAGUCAGGUGACUGUCUGCAGACAGAACAUGGCCGACCUGUCAGAAGACCAAUGAGGGAAAGGCCACACUUAGCAUAUUCGAUCAUUUGUUCGGCGUCUUUUCUCGUCGCGGUUGAAAGCGGCUCUUCGUGUGAGACGUUUUCGAGAUGAACGGGAUGCCAGAUAGGAUGUCGAACGGGAGUGAGCACGUCGGAAACGAUGCUCAGGUUUGGGAGAGGCCGUGGACCCUGGAGGAGAUGCGGCACAACAGCGCCGACUGGUCGCUCGCAGCUGACUCGGGGCUCUUGUUGUUCCUUCAAGACUUCUCUCAGAGAAUGUUGUCCAAGACGCACGAGAUCGAAAAGCAGCUGGACAGCUUGAUCCGAGACACCAAGGCCACGGACAGCCGCCUAAACUCGGUCUUUAACGACUUCCUCAUGCUCUCCAAUACGCAGUUUAUAGAGAAUAGAGUGUAUGAUGAAGAGGUUGAGGAACCCAUGCCCAAGACUGAUGCUGUGGAGAAGCAGCCUGAUCAGAAAACACGCGAGCAGAAAGAAGCCGAGCUGAUCCCCAAGAUGCAGGAAGCGGUGACUUACGGCUUAAAGGUGUUGGAGUGCGCCUUCGAGCACCUGGACAUCAAAGCGGGAAACUCGGACUCCGAGGAUGAGGAGGCCAACGACAGAGUGGAAGCGAUCCUGGAGCCUAAGGAUCUUUACGUGGACAGACCUCUUCCUUGUUUGAUUGGCUCUCAGGCCUUCAUGGAACAAGAGGACGUCGGCCUUGGCGACCUGUCUAGCGAUGAACUGUCUGUGGACAGCGAGAGAGACAGCGUAAUCGACAGCGAAGAUGGCAAAGAUGCAGAUAAUUCCGAUGAGGACUUUAUGCAGGAGGAGGAGGAUGUUCACCAUAGUAUGAAGAAGAAGUCAUCUAUGUUGAGCUAUGAGGAUGAUGAAGAUGAUUCUGAUAUAUUUGGGGACUCGGACAAGGAGGAGGAGGAUGCAAAGGUACGACUGUUUACGCCUUGUCUCCAUACAGCGGCCAUUACAUUGAAAUCCACCGAAAAAUUGCAAUGCUUAGUCUUGAAUGAGAGCGCAGGCCCGUCGUCCUUUGCCGACGAGCUGGCCGCCAGGAUCAAGGGCGAACUGGUCGGCAAACCAACUGGAGAUCGAGCCUCGUUAUCCUCAAGGAAGAAAAGUAAAAGCAGAAAAGAAGCAAAGCCUGUGAACUUGGAUGCACCAGCUGAAGACGACAGUGACGACAUGUUCAAACCUCCAAAAAUGGAUUAUGACGACGACGACGACGACGAUGACUUCUCGCCGUUUGGGGGGAAAAGUGGUCUCUUCAGUGGAGGGAAAGGCCUCUUUGAUGAUGACGAUGAAGGUGAUCUGUUCUCUGAUGCACUAAAGCUUCCCGUGUCCAAACCGGAUAAGUCGCCAAAUGAAAGCAUCAAGAGCGCCACUCGAGCUGCAGAACCUGACAAAACUGUCAAGAAAGUUCUACCCGGUGCCAUUUCGAAAUUUCCAGACAACAGCCUCUUCGGUCCAGUUGAUGACUUAAUGGAGAGCCGGGAGAACGGAGCGCCAACCAACAAGACCCACGUCACCCCGAAACCGGCCCCCGUCCUUGGUGGGCUGUUUGAUGAAGAGGAUGACGGCGAUGACGACUUCUUCAGUGGUAAAAGCCUGAAAAACUCUUCUACUGCUGCACAGGAAAAAUCCAAACCCCAAAAGGUCCUUGACCUUUUCGACGAAGAUGACGAGGACGGGGACAUAUUUAGCGAGAAGGCAGCUCAGAGCAAGAUGGUGGAAGAGCCAGUUAAACUGCCAGAGAAGAAGAUGCCUGCAGGUGCCAUCUCCAUGUUUGGUCCUGUCACGCAAAAUGUCCUCUCAGAGGGCCUGAAGAAACGUCAGCCCUCCCCCAGUGAAGAGUCUGAGAAAGCUGAAAAGAAUGGGUUGGUUCCAGAGAGUGGAACAACUGUCACUCGGACCCAGAAACACAUGGCAAGUAGCCUCUUCUCUGAUGACGAGGACACACAAAUAUUCCCAACGAUCCCCAGGAGUCAGUCUAACCCCCACACGACAAGUCAGAGCAGAAUCAACAAGCACCACGUGUCCUUAUUCGAUGAUGAUGAAGAAGAGGAUCUUUUUGGGUCGAAGCCAAAACCCAGUGCAGCUAAAACACCACAACCCAGCUCCCUCUUCAGUGAUGAUGAGGGCCAGUGGAUAAGCCCCAAAGCAACCGUUGCCAAGCAGGAGAACAAGACGGGUGGAAUGAAGCCAAGCGCCAGCGCCCCCUCCAGCCUCCCAGGUGGAACAACGUUGCACAAAAGCAGUCUCUUUGACGAAGAUGAAGAUGACCUGUUUGCUCCAGCUAAAGAGUCGAGUCAGAAGAAACCCCAGAGAGGUUCUCUCUUGUUUGAGGAUGAGCAUGAUGAGGAUAAAGGAUCCCUGUUCGGAAUCAAAACCGAUGACGGCGCAAACGCAGCAGUGAAACCCAACUCCCUGUUAGACAAAUCACCAGAAUCUGCGGAUGCUAAGAAAAUUGUGAAAGAGAAACCGUCAGUGCCACAGAAACCGGUGGUGAAGCCCCCAGAGACCUUGCCGCCAUCGUCCGAGACCACCGAAUGUAAAAAGAAGCCCGUCGGAGCCGUCAACCUGUUUGGUGGCAUCGAUGUUCUGGCCCAAAAGCAAGCAAAGACUGUGUCUGAUGAAGACGACGACAGCGAUUACAACGGCCCACCACCAAAUGUUAAGACCCAAACGAAAGUCAAAAGGAACGCUCUCAGCCUGUUUGACGACGACAAAGAGGAGGAUGAGGAGGAUCCCAUCUUCACCCCCAGUAAACCUACAGCCAGAAACACAGCAAAGCCCGUAGAGCAGCGUCCGCAGUCAAAGAGCACUGGCGUGUUUCUGGAUGAGGAAUUGUUGUUUAGUCCCACCCAGCAGAAGGACAAUGAUCCAGACGUCGACCUCUUUGCCGCCCCGGAGAAGACCACAAGCGCCAAGCUCAGCUCCGUGAAGCCAGCGAUGCCGAGUUUCUUCUCGGAAGCCGAGGAGGACGACCUGUUUGGCCCCAGCAAGCCUCCAAAAGUAGCAGAGAAACCCAGGACGUCUCAAGACAUAGCGCCGCUAGUGAGCCCCGAAUCAAUUUCAGAUAUACAGAAAUCUCCAGCAAGUCCUGUAAAACCAAAAGAACCAUCAUCAAGGAUUGUCAAACUUCAAGCAAGUCUGAAGAUCAACCCUGCUGCAUUUCUCCCUGGCUCAACCCCCACCAUGCCUGGGGCCAUAAGCGUGCUCCCGGGUCUGGAUCCCAGUUCCUCUUCUGGGGUCUCCAGCUCCAGCAUGAGCCCCAGUCCUGCUACGACGCCAAUUGGAUCCCGAACGGACAGCGAGGCGGGAGUGAGCUUCGACACGCCACUCCAGGUUUCCAUGUUGCAAAAUGCAAACAAGGGUCGCAUCAGAGGUUCUGUACAUCGAAGACCACAGUCCAGAGCGGCAAGGCAAGCGUCUCAAAGAUCAGCGGCGGAACAAGAGGACUUUGCAGCUGCGAAGCCCUCUGUCGCCCCCUCCAGUUCAUCUUCAUCCGUCUUGCCACCACCAGGCCACUCGAGCCAGCCUCGUCUCCCAGAUAAUGCCACUCCAAUUACAUCCUCACCUUUAACUGCUCAACCUCCACCGGCUCAAAUCUCCACCAAGCCUUCUUCGCCGACGCUACCUGUAUCCAACCAUGCCAAGAAGCAAUACUCGAGUAAGGAUCGCAACCAAAGCGAAGUGCUGCCUCCCUUUGAGGAGGACGACAUUUUUGCUUCCGACAGCCUUUUCGGAUCUGUCACGAACAUCCCUCCCGCCAAGAAGGUUGAACAUCAGGCCGGGGCGGUAGCGAAGAAAGACGUAAGCAACCUCCCGUCCAUUUUUGACGACGACAGUGACGACCUCUUCCAAACGGUGAAACCAAAGUCGGCAGCAAAGACGGCCAAGGUGGCGCCCUUUUUGGAAGAUGAUGACGACGACGACGACAUCUUUGGGUUGAAGAGCAGCUCAACGUCCACGUCCACGAGUAGCAGAGAUGUCAAGAGCCGCAACAUUUUCACAAAGCAGGAUAUUUUGGAGGACGAUGUUGUCGUCUUGCCUGAAUCCCACAAAAAGGACAAGGACAAGUCCACCGACGUCAGUCUGUUUGACGACAAAAUCGAUAUCUUUGCCGACCUGACAGACUCUUUCACACCAAAUCAGAAGACCAAGGCCAAGGUGGCCAGCAGGUCCAUAUUUGAUGACGACAUGGAUGACAUUUUUGCACCAAGCACAGUCAAAACGGCGACAAAGGCGACUCCGAAAGCGAAGACUACGCCUCCCUCCAAGGAGACCAACACAGCAGUGGACUCUUGUACCAUAUUUGACGAUCCGCUUAAUGCUCUCGGUAGGAAUUGAAGUGAAUUUGUACAAUUGUGGAUCAACUCCUGAGUAUUGUUUGAUCGCUGCACCCGCAAGAGAUUGGACACACUGCCGGAGUAUUUAUUGAUAUUCUUAUCAAUAUGAAGUCUUGAUUGAUGGAGUAUUUCCAAAUUCAUCCAUUUGUUGCAUCGCAUCCUUAUGUAACAUUUACUAAGUACUGUUAAUAAUAAUUAUACAUGAUAGCACUUUAUGAGCAUACCGUUGUGCUUAGCCUCAGCGCCUGGAGAAAUUCACAGUAGAUCGUUGUUUUUUUUUUUUUUGGCUAUGCCAUGUUGAGAUUUCCUGUUUAUAGGUUCCUUGUCAUGUUUUUAUCAACGCCCCGUCCUCCAUUGUCUUAAGCUUUUUCACCAUAUUUUUAUCAAUAAGAAAUUCAUCCAUUUCUUAACUUUUGCUGUUAUGAAGAGAAAUUUCGUUUUUAUGGACUAAAAUGAAACAUAUUUUAUACUAUCCAAAUGUGUUUUUUUUUUGGGGGGGGGGGGGGGGGGGGCGGCGGCUUUUUUCUGUUUUGAUCAGGAAAUCUUGAAUAAAUCAGUAUAAGAAUGAUGUCAAAAUGAAGAGCUAGUUUCCAAAACUCAAUAAAUGCAUUUUUAUUAUUCUGAGAAAACAAAAGACCUGGAAAUUUUACAAAUGUUAAUUUGAAAAUACUAAAUAAUUGUUUUGGUCUGAACAUGUUCAAUAAAGAUUAAAAGGCCAUACAGAAUGAAUGGCAGGGCUAGAUGGAUAUUUAUUAAAUCUGCCUUUUAUUUCGUUUUGGAAAAGAGCUUAUCACUUCGUUAAAUGUGUGCAUAUCAUUUAUUUUUUAGAAAUAUAUGUAAAUGGCAACAAAGCCUAAAUAUUAGAUGAUGACAUCUUGACGACAUCCUGUAUAAAACAAGAGACAGUGUUA
Phyllopteryx taeniolatus (common seadragon) is the source of this 5329-nucleotide messenger RNA. RefSeq names its product WASH complex subunit 2C (gene washc2c). Gene Ontology annotation, cellular component: early endosome; WASH complex. The transcript has 31 exons. Gene Ontology annotation, molecular function: retromer complex binding; phosphatidylinositol phosphate binding. Gene Ontology annotation, biological process: protein localization to endosome; retrograde transport, endosome to Golgi. The record is from RefSeq and is a predicted model, not a curated record. Bases 160 to 4419 code for a protein of 1419 amino acids. NCBI's taxonomy places the organism in Eukaryota, Metazoa, Chordata, Actinopteri, Syngnathiformes, Syngnathidae.